UGGUGCCCCCUCCUGGUAAAAUAGAGUUCCAGUCAGUGACAACAGACUCUGUGAUCCUGAGCUGGGGAGUGCCAAAGGGACUGAAGGGGCCCAAGAUCUUCAGAGUAAAGUGGACUAAAGGAGAGUGGAUCCACGGAAGGGAGCUGGAAGAGGCCUGUUUCAGGAAGGUGCUGUCAAAGAUGGGCCUUGAAGACUAUUAUGAUGACAAGCUCACACUAAGCACUGUUCUUGAGAUCAAUCAAAGUGAUACAUCAGAGAGCAAACUUGAAAGCCCAAAGUCAUAUCCUGAGGCUUUUUUGAGGAAACUCAUGAUGUUAAAUGCAAAUGCUCGAAGUGUUAAAUGUGUGUCCAAAGAUGUUGACACAGACAAGCAAAACACCAUCAAUCCGUUGGACCUGAUAACUGCGUUGUUUCUCUGUUCCGACGGCUUUCUUCAGCAAGACAUGGUUGUGAAAAUGGCACUGUGCCAGUUUGCGGUCCCGCUCCUCAUGCCCAACCAUGACACAAGAGAAAUCACCAUGAUGCUGUGGGCUAUGCGCGAAAUAGUUCGGACCUUCAGCCCCUCCAAACUGGCAUUUAGAAACUUAAGCUGUGAAGAAAGAAUUGUGCUCACUGAUAUUCCUCUGCUGUCGUUCGUCAGGCUGGGGAGGACGAGCCUGUCCAAAUCUCAGGUGCUGAACAAACUGCUCAGCAACACUAAGGAGUGUUAUGAUAUAUUUUAUAAUCGUAACAUGGAGGGUGGUGAUGUACCCAGGAAGAUUUCUGAGGGGCUAGUUGAAAUGACCUGGUACCUCCCGUGUGGGAAAAAGAACACAGACAAAUUCACUGAGCCGCUGGCCGUCGCCAACCUCAGAGGAGACAUCAGGGACUUCGACAAGCAGUUCACAUUCCUCUGCCAGACCUCAGCAGCUGUGUACAUCUUCUGUGAUGAGUCAGAAAUUGAUUAUUUCAAGCAUUUGGAAGGGAUGAUUGUGGAAGCCAGGUUGCUUUUGAUAAGCAGCAUACAGGGGAAAAGCUUCACACUCAAAACGAUGACAAUCAAACCUAGUUUAAAGACAACUACUGUGAGCCAGAGGAAAAAUACGGAGUCAGAACUGGUAAAGGCCCUCCAGGAAUCAGUCCCUAAGAUGCUUGGAAACUGCCCAGUCAAAGUGUCGCUGGCAAAUUUGGCAGACACAGCUCGCCGCUGUGAUAUCUUGGUUGAUGAGGACAUUGAUGAAUGCCAGGAUGUUAAGAAAAAUGCAGAUAACAUCAUCCAACACAUCGCUGACCCCUCUAAGUUCAAAGAAAAACAACUACAUUCCCAGGGACACAUCUGGAAAGAGCUUUCAUUGCUCAAAACUGAGUACUGGAGACUGCGAAACGCUGGCAAUGAAAACAUUGAGGACUACCGCAAGUCUUUGAAAAUAACAGAAAAAUAUCUUAAAACUCAGCAAAGAUUAGAGAUAAAAGCUGCAAUGCUUAGAUUCUUUCACGGGGUGGCCUCAGAAGUGCAACGCUACUAUUUCCUCAAAUGGCUGGAAAUGGAUUUGGAGAAUCUGUCCCGAAAUGAAAUGUCGGAUCUGAAAGAUAAAUAUAAAGAGCUAAGGGAAAAAUGUCCUGAAGACACAGAAAAGAUUGCAGAGAUUGAUCAGAAAAUAUCAGCUCGUUCUUUACGCCUUGAGCACUUUUUCCGAGAGUGUGGCCAGCUGUUCCAAUGUGCGAAUCACUUGCCAGAAUUCAGCAGUCAAAGAAAGACCUUGGAACAACUUCCUGAACUCUGUGCUCAGAUGCUGCUAGAUGGUUUCCCUCUUGAGCUCGUUGAUGGAGAUGUUGCAAACAUUCCGUUGAAAUGGAUCACUGAGGUGCUAAGGGAGCUUCACAAGUCUAUGCAUUCCAAAAGUAAGCUGAAAGUCAUCACAAUCAUCGGAGCUGAGAACUCAGGAAAAUCAACUCUGCUAAACACCAUGUUUGGGGUCAGGUUUGCAGUCAGCAAAGGCACAUGCACCAGAGGGGCGUUCAUCCACCUGAUCAAUGUCAACGAACACGUCAGAAGGAAACUGGAGUACGACUGCAUCAUGAUAAUUGACACAGAGGGACUGAAACCACAUCAGAUUGUCCAAGAUGAUCACAGCCAUGAACGUGACAUAGAAGUAGCGAGCCUCGCUGUAGCACUUAGUGACGCCACAAUCGUCAGUGUUUCCAGUGACAACUCAAAAGAGAAAGAUCUCUUAGAAAUGGUGCUUCAUGCUUUCACGAGGUUGAAGAAUGUGGGCAAGAAGCCACUCUGUCAUUUUGUGCACACCAACAUGUCAGAAAGUCCUGCUGUAGAGAGGAAGAAGAGAGGUAAAGAGUUGGUGAAACAGCUCAAUGAAGUGAUCCGAAAGGACACUAGGAUGAGGAAGGCCAACAUCACUAAGUGCUCAGAUGUGAUGGAGUUUGAUCGAGACACUUUCAGUUGGUACAUGCCUCCGGUUUGGAACGGGACUCCACCUAUGGCACCUUUCAGUGUUGACUACAGUGAGACGGCACAUGCUUUGAAAAAGAGACUCAUAGGGGACCUCAAAAAGUGCCAGGGAAGAGGUGAUCUGAUACAAUUUAUCAGCGAUGUGGAUAGAUUCUGGAAAGGUUUGUGA
Molecule: messenger RNA, 2615 nt
Organism: Notothenia coriiceps (black rockcod)
Lineage: Eukaryota; Metazoa; Chordata; Actinopteri; Perciformes; Nototheniidae
Product: up-regulator of cell proliferation
Exons: 2
Molecular function (GO): protein binding; GTP binding
Source: RefSeq, a predicted model, not a curated record